Messenger RNA from Aptenodytes forsteri (emperor penguin), 7226 nucleotides. RefSeq names its product unkempt family like zinc finger (gene UNKL). The transcript has 16 exons. Gene Ontology annotation, molecular function: metal ion binding. Lineage: Eukaryota; Metazoa; Chordata; Aves; Sphenisciformes; Spheniscidae. The coding region runs from base 1043 to 3256 and encodes 737 amino acids. The record is from RefSeq and is a predicted model, not a curated record.
CGCGACCCGCCGGCAUCGUACGGCACCCCGAGCCCCGCAGCACCCUCCCGCGCUCCGAGACCGCCCUCUCCCGGCUAUGACAGCAGUCCUUCCACUUCUCCUAAGCGUUGCGUAGCCAGCCUCAGCUCGAGUCCAUGGGACAUUUCCGUGACAAUUUUUGCAGACCUCGCCGUACUGAAAGACAGCUUCUAUAUGCUUGCCAUCCUCCCUGCAAGCCUAUCCGUUUUCUUCUGAUAUGGUCUAUAAAGUCCCUGCAGCCCUCUAGCAUUACUGGCAACCCAUCUCAUGUAGGCUCAUGUGCUCCCCACAAAUGCAGAAUAAUUUAUCACUUGAUUGUGACAUUCCUUCACUCCCAACCCCCGUAUCAUCAUUUCUAUAAUAUCAUACUUCCAGCACUCUCAGAAAGACCACAAGAAUGUAGCCACUUACCUAGAUACUGCUACAACCUGUCCUACAGCCCUUAAUGUCCAAAAAUUCUAUUCCUUUUUUUUUUUUUCUCCCUCUUCCUGCAAUCCUGGAUAGUUUAGAGAUUCUUCUCUAAACUUAAAAGACAUGCUUCAUAACUCUUGUGUCAUUACAUCCCCCAUGUACCAAUUUAAGCAACUGAGAAUGAAAAGAUGCCCUUUAAUCCUCUCUCUAAUCCUUUCCUUUCCCUAUAUCUUCAGUUCCCCUGUAGCCUGUUACACGUCCUGUACCCUUUUGGAGACCUCUGGGAACCCUAAGGUUCUUCUGCAAAGCCCCUGUAUACUCCUUCCUCUGCAAAUACUCCAUAACUUUAGCGACGUAAUGAACUUGCUAAAUUGGCUAAUAGAUACAUAAACUGAGACAGGAGGAAGUGCUGUCUUACGUCCUUUGACAAAUGCCACAGUAGUGCCCAGUCUGGCAUGAUUUUGAUAUCCUGUGGAAAGUGCUAUCGGACUUCCUAACUAGCUUCUAUGCCCUGCAUGCUAAUGAAGGACUGUCUCAUUAACACCUAAGUAACCUUCAAAGACCCCAGACUGUCUCAACACAAAGCGUCGUCGUAGACCUAUACGAAGGCGUGAUGGGACUUUUAACUACAGUCCAGAUGUUUAUUGUACAAAAUAUGAUGAGACUACAGGAAUCUGCCCAGAUGGAGAUGAGGGAUACAGAAAGGAAGUAUCAUCUCAGAUAUUACAAGACUGGAACAUGCAUUCAUGAAACAGAUGCCCGGGGUCACUGUGUGAAGAAUGGAAUUCACUGUGCCUUUGCUCAUGGUCCACAUGACCUUAGACCACCAGUAUAUGAUAUAAGAGAACUUCAGGCACAGGAAACCUUGCAGAAUGGGCAGCUAGGAUGCGGUGAAGGCAUUCCAGAUCUGCAACCAGGAAUUUUAGCAAGCCAGGCAAUGAUUGAGAAGAUCCUUAGUGAAGAUCCAAGAUGGCAGGACACAAAUUUUGUAUUAGCUGGCUACAAGACAGAACAAUGUACCAAGCCACCCAGACUCUGCCGCCAGGGUUAUGCAUGUCCACACUAUCACAAUAGUCGAGAUAGAAGACGAAAUCCCAGAAAAUUCAAAUACAGGUCCACUCCUUGCCCCAAUGUAAAACAUGCAGAUGAAUGGGGUGAACCUUCAAGGUGUGAAAGUGGGGAUAGCUGUCAAUAUUGUCAUUCUCGUACAGAGCAGCAGUUUCAUCCUGAGAUAUAUAAAUCUACAAAGUGCAAUGACAUGCGGCAAACAGGUUACUGCCCACGUGGUCCAUUUUGUGCGUUUGCACAUGUUGAAAAGGACACCAUGAAUGUAGUCAUACUGCAAACUGGUUGUCAAUCAAAGCCAGGCGCUCACCUGUUUUCAACAGACAGCAUAGGAAUUGCAAAUGAAUGGAGCAGCAGUCUUAACUCCACAAACAGCAUUACAAAUAGCAGUGGGCAGUCUGGAAAUAUUUCCUGUUCUUCAAGUCCAACUGUAACAUCAAGUUCUGGUAGCAGUAGUUCUUUAUCACCCCUUGGACCUCUUUGUAGACAGAGAUCAUUAGCAAAUGGCGUUCUGUGUUCUGAGUCUAGCACAUCAGGUGUUUCUUCACCAACAUCUAGCUAUCCAAAAGCACCAGGCUUUGAACGAGAAGAUCAGGCAAAGCAUCGAAGCUUCCCAGCUGAGAAUCAGCAGAAAAUAAAUGAACAAGACAACAAGCAGAACCAUCUCAGUGUUUUUUCAGCGGUUAACCCACUUGCUUCAAGUAUAACUUCCAGUCUGGCCUCCAGUGUUGGAUCAGAUAGUUCAUCUCCUACAACUGUCUCUGCUAUCAGUGCCAAAGCUCUCCCAUUCUAUUCUGGCAGUAACACAGUUGAAUCGGUAAUAGGUUCUGCUUUAGAUUUGCAUUUUAAUGAUGUGAACGUCGCAUCCAUAGAUAGAGAAUUAGAAGAUCAAGAAGGCAGUGACCUUGGAUUAGCAAGUCAAAGAUUACUGGGAAGUUCAGCACCUGUCAAUAUUCCAGGUUCUCUUGUUCGUUCCUCAUCUUUACAUUCUUCAUCAUCCCUUUCAACCUCUCCACUCAGUUCUCUUUCACAAUCGCUGUCUCAGUCUUUUCUUUCAUCCACUACGGCUCCUCACCACCAGCAGCUUCAGCCUUUGAAGACAGAACAUAGUAUGUUAGGCACCUCAGCCUCUUCUCACAACUCUUUAGGUUUAAAUGGUGUUACAGGGAGCAUCUGGGACUUUGUAACAGGGAGUUUCUCUCCUAGUCCAUCCCCAGUACUAAGCAGUGGCACUACCCCCUCAAUAAGUUCAAACACCAGUGGGAAUGAACUAAAUCGAGUUAGACAGGAACUUGAUGAUGCCAAGAGAAAACUAAAACAAUGGGAAGAAUCUUGGCAACAAGUAAAACAGGCAUGUGAUGCAUGGCAGAAAGAGGCUCAAGAAGCAAAAGAACGUGCUAACAUCGCAGAUGCAGACAAACAACUCGCUCUUCAGAAGAAGGAGGAAGUGGAACAUAAAUUAAAAAAGCUGAAGGUGCAAUUAGCUGCUUGUCUAUCUACUACAUUACCUUAUAUGAAAAACUAUGGAGAUAUAGAAAAGAUAUCCUUGCCAAAACUUCGUUCCUUACAAAAUCGGCUGCACUUAGAUUUAGAAACAAUAGAUGAGGUGAUUUUUCAGCUUCAGUCAAAGAAGUGUAUCGUAUGUCAGGAAGGUGAUGGUAGUAUUAUCCUGAAUCCAUGUCAACAUUAUGUACUUUGUGAUCACUGUGCAGCUGCACAAGAAGAAUGUCCCUGCUGCAAGAAAAAAAAAAAUCUGUGGUAGCAUACAGGCAUAAUACUCAUAUCAUGUUUAUGAAUUAAAUAAUUUUUGUUUUGUAUUUUGUAUAAGAAUUGUAUCACUCAUAAUUAAUUCAUUUAAUAGUGCUAGACUGAUUUCCAUUUUGAUGUGCGAAACUUAGUUGCUUUAAGAUAGAGAAUAAGGCUUGCUCACCUUUACCUAUCAACUUCAGUCAUUUGAUGAGGUUCUAUAGUCUUGAGGUUCUUUCAUUACCCUCCAAUCCCAUCACAGCCUUUUCUGACUUCCACUUGCACUCCUAGUGCACAAGCUACUUAGGUUCAUUUGCACUGUAAUCACUUUGUAUAAAUGUUACCAUAAUGCCUGAAUGAAGUGUUUAUACCUGUUAUUUUCAUUAACAGAAGAUGGAUACAUAGGUACAGUAACUACACACUCAACAGUACAAAUGGUCCCUUUGCCAUGUCUGUUGUGUGUGGAAUGCCAGAGCCAGUAUUUUGGAAUUGGUCUAACACUAUGUUUACUUGGAUGUUUGAAAAACUCUGAUUAAUAUAAAAGCACUUUUUAAUUAUUGUGUUUUGUUAGAAGAUCUGUUGUAAAUUGCUUCAAGCUGCUUUCUAGGUCUUAUGUUUAUUUUUUAAUAUGCAAUAAUGAGUUAUGUGUACUGUGAAUUUAAAAUAUUUCACAUGGUUUUACUGUUAGAUGACAAUAUGAUUAAAUAGAAAUGACAACUUACCUAGUUUUUUUUACAAUUUAUAAGUUAACUGCAUACUGUAGUAUUUAUAAAUGUACCAGCGGAGACAAAAACAGUGAGGCACGUAUGCUUUCAUAUUCAAAGACAUGUUUUUAAUUUUGUGAAACAGAUCAGUUUUAGUAAACAACUGUGCAUUUGCAUAUUUCCCUCAGUUUGGAUGUUUGUAGUCUUAAAGUUUUUGUACAUCUCCUAACCUGUGUGGUACUCACUGGGAGCAGAUAUGAUAUAUAUAUAAUAUUACCUAGUGCCUAUGCCCAAUAUCCUAUAAAAUGGCAGAAAACAUAAAAGAAGAAUUUUGCAAAUAAUUUCUAUUGCUUAAUUUUGUAUUGAACAAUUUCACAAUAACUAGAAUACAUCUCUUGCUUUUAUAAAUAUUUUAAAAUACACUUUUUUCAGUAAUGAAGUAAUGCAUGUUUGAAAGGAACUACAAAAUUAUUUAAGUAUGUAAUCAGGCAGUGGCACUUUGACACAGUGAUUCUUUUAAAAGGUGGUAAUAUCCUUGCUUCAUCCUGGUAGGUGGGAACAUGCAAUUCAACAGGAGAAGUUAAUUAAUUACUGCAUGUUAAUACUGUAUAUUUUUACUUUUCUUACAUGGAAUAAUUGCCUGCGUUACUCCUUUUUCUGUUAAAUUCAGGUGUGACACUAGUACAACUUAGAUUGAAAUGACCUACUACUGUGUUACAUGAUUUGUAUCUCCGUAUUACUGUAUUGAGUACAAAAAGUGAGUUCACACAGGCAGCAAAGAGUUAAUCUAUUUAAAUUUCAGUCAUGCUAAAACAAAAAAAAAGAUGUAUACUAAAAUUCUUAUUGUCGAAAUAGAGCUUUUAGAACUGUGUCAGCAUUAAAUAAAGGGCCCAAGCCAACAGUACUGAAAUCACUAUCUCCUUUGGGUUUUAGCGUUCUUUGUACAAAGGCUUGAGUUAGCAAAAAAUCAUUACACAUUUUCUGUAAGAACUAAACGUACAGACUUGUCGCUGCUUUCCUAAGACACAUCGAUCUGCAGGAAUGUUGGAGACCUUUUGGGAAGGGAGAAGUAGGAUAAAAUAUUAAGUACAUUUCUACUUGCCUCUGUUUCAAAAUUUUGUCUGAAGAUCACUUUAAAGACCAAAGUUGGGCUUAAUAAUGUGAUUUUGUUGACUUUAACACAGUUUCUCUAAAACGUUUGUACCGAGAAAAGUAUAAAAUUGGACUGUAUUUGCAUUUUCAAACACACUUUUCUGUCCUAAAAUAAGGUACUGCCAUUUUAAAGGUGUAGCCAGCUUUAGACUUUUUAAAAAAGGAACUCGGAUCACCAAGUUUGGCUGUAGGUAUAAAUGUAUUUUUUACAUCUGUGCAGUCUAUGACAAAGACUGAUUUUUGAACCUUAACAGUAUUUUGGACUAAAGCAAACUUAGUUAUGUAAGGGUUGUUGGGUUGUUUUUUUUUUUUAAACAGUGAGUAAAUCAAAGAAUAAUGUGUUAAUUAUAGUUUGAAAUUACGCUACAUAUUUUUCAAACAAGAAGUUAUUUUGGACACCGGUUUACUAUAUUCAUUUAGUGUGGAACAGCAUUCUGCAACCAUUGUGCUCACAAAAAUGUUUAGAAAUAUCUUAGUGAAAAUUUUUGCUUUGGUAUUUUAGAAGAAACCAGCUUAGGCCAUAUGCAGCUAUGUGACAUUUGUUACCCACGAGAUACAGAAGCGUGGUUUUGUGCUGUCUUGUCAAAGUUUAUAGUUCUUCAUGUGUAUUUUAGUGCAUUUGCCUAUGUCCUAGGGCUAUUUUUUGGUCCCUUUUUCUUUGGUAGUAACAGGCGAUUUUCCUAAUCUCAUGACACCAACAAAAAAGGAACAUAAACAGCACUUGCAGUGUGAAUCAUCAGAUUGACAUUCAUAGUUUAUAUGUGCUGCAUUUUUAGAGGAAAUUAACUAAUAUGUUUAGUCUGUUGCUUUUUAAAGUUGUAUGUUUUGUGUUUUACAGUGAUGAAUCUUGAAAAAAUAAUGAUGUGUGUCCUAUAGUAGUAUCAGUACUGAAAAUUUUGCAGGCGUUCCCUGUAGGUUUCUUUGGUGCUGAGUUACAGACACAUUUAAAAACUAUCAACAAACCAUUUUGUGGAGAAACAAAAAACACAUACCAAAGAAACAUACCUAUGUGUCAAAUUCUCAGACUGGGCAGCUUGCUAUAAUUGUAGACGAAUCCUUAGGUAAUCACUUGAACCAUACAUAGCAAUUAUAUGGAAAUAAUACAGUUGUUCUUCACAAAAUUCUUUUUGUGAGGAAUUACAAGCAAAGUUUUCUGUAUCUUACUAAAGCAAGUCAACUGCAAAUACAAAUAAAUACGUACUUUUACACCAGUACUUUAAAAUGGAGGAUAACGGAAUAUAUGCAGUUGACUAGAGAGGACUAUUUGGAAGAAGUCAGAAGUGAAACCUGACCUUUUUAAGUAUUCGUCCUUGUACUAUAUACGCUAUCUAGAAACUGGAUACAUUAAAAUUAUAUUUUAGCGAGACUACAGUACGGUAAUUUGCUGAAUUCACAAAAUACAUAAAAGCAAACUAAAUAGAUUUUCAAGAUUCAUUUUGGUAUUUGACAAAGUUCUGCGUUAAUUUAUGUAAGAAUAUAAUUUUUAAUGUGAAUGCUGUUAUGUUGUCACAAUUAUUUUAGCCUGGGGAAUAAUAGAUUAAAAUUGUGAUUUCUCAGGGUUUUUACAGUUAGGAGCUGUAAUUUAACCGGAAGUAUGCUAAUUACAGAUAGAUCCCAAGCUGCAUGUUAUAGGCUUAUUAUUAGUCUUCUUUGAAUAGCAGAUUAUUAAAGACAUACUUGUUUUGUUCUAUAUUGCCAUUCAGAGUAUCCUAGUAUUAAAUAUAGGUAGUAAUAUUAUGACUGUCACACUAUGCUUGUGUAACUGUGGUCAUCAUCAGACCCUAAAUAAAUACGGAAUUUUUACUCAUAUUAAUUUAUGUAAGCCAUUAAUUUUUUGAGUGUACAGACAGAAAUGAUUUUGUGAAUGAAAUUGUUCUUAAUACAAAACAUAUUAUUUAUAAUGCAUACUCAUUUACUUGCAGUGAACUGUUUAAAAUUGUUAACACGUUAAAACUUUUCUACACUAUAGCGUUUAUGCAAUGGUUUACAGAAGUCAUGGAAUUAUUUUUAUUACCAACAUGGAAAUAAAAUUUUGAUCUUUAUUUCUGAGCUAUACUGUGUUUAAAGACUCGAAAAUUUACAGAUAUGUUUUCCUCUGCAAUCUAAUUAUGGCAUUCCUAAUCAUUUCAG